GGGUUUUUUAGCUAAUACACUCUCUUAUGUAUCAUAUUACUGCGGCAUUUCUCUUUUUGUGGCCACCGAAGAAUAGACAGAAGCUGCAGCGAUGGUGAAGUAUUCAAGAGAACCAGAUAACCAAACCAAGUCCUGCAAAGCAAGGGGAUCUGAUCUUCGUGUUCACUUUAAGAACACAAGAGAGACUGCGUUUUCAAUCCGGAAGAUGCCUUUGGACAAGGCCAAACGGUACUUGGAGGAUGUUUUGGCACACAAGCAAGCUAUUCCUUUCCGACGUUUCUGUGGCGGUGUUGGGCGAACUGCUCAAGCUAAGAACCGUCACUCAAAUGGACAAGGACGCUGGCCUGCUAAAUCUGCUAAAUUUAUCCUUGAUUUGCUAAAGAACGCUGAAAGCAAUGCUGAGGUGAAAGGUUUGGAUGUUGAUGCACUUUACAUAUCACAUAUCCAAGUCAAUCAAGCACAAAAACAGCGUCGCCGUACUUAUCGUGCCCAUGGAAGGAUAAACCCUUACAUGUCAUCGCCAUGUCACAUCGAGUUAAUUUUGUCUGAAAAGGAAGAACCUGUCAAGAAAGAGGCUGAUACUCAGAUUGCUCCUAGGAAGCCUAAGGGUGCUCUUCGUAGCGGAGCUUCCUCCUGAAAAGCUUUGGGCAGAUUCAGGAUAGUUGCACCAUGAGAACAUUUUUGUUUUUUCUUCUGUUGAAGCAGCUUAUCAAACUAUGAAUUUAUAUGCUAAGAUUUUGUUCAUGAAUUUGAUAUUUGAUGUUGGAAUCACAGAACUUUUUCAUUAAACAGUAGUACUUGGCUUCUAUGAGGA
Molecule: messenger RNA, 814 nt
Organism: Populus euphratica (Euphrates poplar)
Lineage: Eukaryota; Viridiplantae; Streptophyta; Magnoliopsida; Malpighiales; Salicaceae
Product: 60S ribosomal protein L17-2-like
Exons: 7
Coding region: 92-637 (181 amino acids)
Biological process (GO): cytoplasmic translation
Cellular component (GO): cytosolic large ribosomal subunit; ribosome
Molecular function (GO): structural constituent of ribosome
Source: RefSeq, a predicted model, not a curated record